CCGUUAAAAGUACCUGUAAAAACAAUCUGCACCGUUCGCCCAUUUCUGUUGCUCUUUCUGAAUCUGUGAUGAUGAUUAUUAGGUGACUAAACAAACCCGCGUUGUUCAAAACAAAGACCCAACAAGUCUAGGCGCUCAUCUGGAUUCCUCAUCUUCUUCUUCUCUCCAAUGGCGCCUUUGAGUUCUGCUGUAUCUCUCUUCAAUGGAGAGAGAACAGUUGUUGUUCUAUUCCUUACUCGUAUUCUUUUCUGUAUACCAAAAUCUCUUUAUUAUGAAAGUUUAGGUCUAUGUUUAUUAGCGUUUGCUGGUUUGUUUAUUGAGAUCUCCGCUGAAAAUUCAACAUCCUUGAAUCAAUUCAAAUCGAGGCCAGGUGCUUCUUCUGGGAUACUGCUGGGAGCAGUUACUUUACCUUCUGUUAUGCUUUCUCGGUUGAUACAGCUCUCGAGAGCCGUUGAAUCGAAAGAUAUUGGACCUCAAGAGCUUGAUUAUUUGAUUGUUCAAUAUUGGGCUGUAUCUGCAACCUGUUUCGGGGUGCUUCUUUUCCUUUGUUGCUUAAUUCGACAUUCGACCAAUGCAACAAGUUUUUCGAGGUUUCGGAGAUCUCAUGGCACAGAGAUUAGCUUAUUGUACACGGCUGUUUAUGUGGCAGUUUGCUGUUUCUCUCUUGCACGACAAUCUAAUUUUGGUUCGCCUUUAGCGAUGAAAUUAUUUUGGGUGUUCUGUCAUGGAUUAGCAGCUGUGAAGUUAAUUCAGCAUUUUCUUCACACUUUCCCAUCAUGCGCUUCCAUAGGUGAAGCACUUCUGGUGACUUCUGGCCUUGUUCUCUAUUUUGGUGACAUGACAGCUUACACUCUUGCCAAGCUCAACACAUUUCUCAUUUCGCCAGAGUUACUUUCUGAACAGUAUGGUUUUAAAAGAAGUGAGAUUAUUACCAUUAUUCAGGGAUUCGUAAUCAGCCUUCUCGUAUUUCCUGUGUUCUAUGGUUUUUUUCUACGAAUUUAUCACCAGCUGUCAGGUUGGAUUAGUCCUCAAACUCAUGCAGCUGAAGAGAUGGAUUCCAAAGUGAUUGAGAGUUCUCUUCUUUUUUAUGCUUCUUUGAUGGUGACGUUAGUUGUGAUUGCCCCAGCAUGGAUGCAGUUUGUUCAGGGGUUUCACCAUCAUCCUUUAUUAUGGAUAUUGAAUUUUGUGUUUGAAGAGCCACUGAAAAGGCUUGCACUAUGUAUAUAUUGGGUCACUGUGAUAUGUGCAUCAGUUUUGCGCUUUUAUAAUAUUUCAAAAAGUAGCAAAAUUGAGAGGAUUCUUCUUCGGAAAUACUACCAUCUUGUGGCUGUUCUUAUGUUUUCACCAGCUCUUAUAUUCCAGUCCACUUUCCUUGAUCUAGCAUUUGGUGCUGCUCUGGCUGUUUUCUUGAUAUUAGAAAUUGUUCGAGUAUGGAAAAUAUGGCCCUUGGGGAAACAUAUCAACCAGUUCAUGAAUGCGUUUACAGACCAUCGCGACUCUGAGCUCCUUAUUGUCAGCCAUUUUUCACUCUUGCUGGGAUGUGCACUUCCUAAAUGGUUAUCAACUGAUUUCAACGAUCGCCCACUUGCCCCUUUCGCUGGAAUCUUGAGCUUAGGAAUUGGAGAUACAAUGGCAUCAAUGGUCGGAUACAAGUAUGGGGUUCUCAGGUGGAGCAAAGCAGGCAAGAAAACCAUAGAAGGUACUGCAGCAGGUAUAACAUCUAUUCUUGCAGCUUGCUCCGUUCUCCUUCCACUUCUAGCAUCAACUGGUUUUAUAAUCUCUCAGCAUUGGAUCUCCCUCCUCAUAGCUGUGACUGUGAGUGGGUUAUUAGAGGCAUACACUGCCCAGCUGGAUAACGCGUUCAUUCCAGUGGUCUUUUACAGCCUUCUCUGUUUGUGAGUACAGGACUAGGAAUCUAGGAAUUAUUAGAUGAGGAGCCUUCUCUGGUUGACCUAAUACUGUGCUUUCCUCGAGCACAAUUUUUGUACAUAUUCUCUAUUAUCCCGCGGCAAGUCGGCUGUAAUAUGUAGUUCAUGUAGAUAAUGAACUAUCAAAUGAAACUGAAAUAUCAAAUGAGUUAUAGGAAGGUUUGGUGUUUCCUGCUUUCUGACCGUCUCCAUCACCAUUUUUCCAAAGAUCUGUCUACUGUACUUGAUACUUACUCUUUUUUGUUAAGCCGAGUUUUUAGCGGUCCAAAACAAGAAACUGCUUGAACAUUGUUUUGCUUGUAAAAUACAGAUUACAGGUCAAACAAUUUCAUAUCUCGAAAAUGUAAUGUAGCUUAUUUACAUCAACUGAAGAAAGGUAUUGU
Molecule: messenger RNA, 2311 nt
Organism: Papaver somniferum (opium poppy)
Lineage: Eukaryota; Viridiplantae; Streptophyta; Magnoliopsida; Ranunculales; Papaveraceae
Product: dolichol kinase EVAN-like
Exons: 14
Coding region: 169-1899 (576 amino acids)
Biological process (GO): dolichyl monophosphate biosynthetic process
Cellular component (GO): endoplasmic reticulum membrane
Molecular function (GO): dolichol kinase activity
Source: RefSeq, a predicted model, not a curated record